AUGCAUGGUUACAGCUCUUCCGAAGAGUCGGACGACCCCCGUCGUCCACGCUCGCAGCCGGCCUCGUCAGGCAACAACCAAGACCAGAAGAAGAAGCGGAAGAAGAGACUGCCGCCCCAGCAGUCCAUCAACAAGAUAUGGAAGAAGUUUUCAAACCGCAAGUUUCACAAGGCCCUUUCAGUGCUUCCCUUCGACCCCGUUGUCGCACCGCGGUCGGGAUUGGAUCGGCCCAAUGAGCUGCUCUCCGAAGGGUACGAGCGGGCUGCCGAAGAAUGUGGACGCAAAGUCCAAAAGAUUGUUCAGGAGUGCAAACGAGUCAACAUGAGAUACCGUGACCCUGGUUGGGAUCUGGACUGGGACUUGAAGUACGAAAAGGGCAACACUCUCAACUACAUUGGCAGCAAUAAAUUCGAGAUUAGCAGAUCUACUUUGCUGGGCUCCAAAGCCGUCGUCCCAAAGGCUGUCAAGAGAGUUCAUGAGAUUUACGAUAAGCCCACAUUCAUGAAGGAUGUCAACGGAAGCGACGUCAAGCAGGGAGGCCUCGGAGAUUGCUGGCUGAUGUCCAGCUUUACUGCAUUGGCAAGCGUCGAAGGCGGCGUGCCGCGCUGUUGUGUCGCUUAUGAUACCAAAAUCGGUAUUUAUGGAUUUCUCUUCUAUAGGGAUGGAGAGUGGGUCUACUCAAUUGUCGACGACAAGCUGUAUCUCAAGUCUCCUACCUGGGACUCGCCGAGCAUGCAGCGUGACCUCCUCCAGCAGAUCGACCGCGAAGACGUUGAAGCCGUCUAUAGAAAGACAUAUCAGACUGGCUCCAAGGCACUGUUCUUUGCCCAAAACAAGGACGAGAACGAGACCUGGGUACCGCUCCUCGAGAAAGCUUACGCAAAAGCUCAUGGAGACUAUGCCUCGCUUUCGGGUGGCUGGAUCGGAGAGGGUCUGGAGGAUCUCUCUGGUGGAGUCACCACGGAGCUGCUCUCGUCUGAUAUUCUGGACCUCGAUGCCUUUUGGGACAAUGAAAUGUCUAAGGUCAAUAAGGAGUUCAUGUUUGGUUGCUCGGCGGGUCUAUUGGACUAUGGUUACGGCCAGCGUGAUGGCAUUAGCGAAGCCCACGCCUACGUUGUCACCGAUGCCCGCACCCUCAAGUCAGGCCAACGCCUAGUAAAGCUCCGUAACCCCUGGGGAGAAAUCCGCAAGGGCCUUUGGGAGGGUCCAUGGAGCGAUGGCUCCAAGGAGUGGACCACCGAAGUCCAAGAGGAGUUGGGACACAAGUUUGGCAGUGACUCGGUCUUUUGGAUUUCCUUUGAAGACUUGGUCCGCAAAUACACCCACUUUGACCGGACUCGCCUAUUCAGGGAUCCCGACUGGCGCUGCUGCCAGAGAUGGAUCGGAGUCGACGUUCCAUGGAAGGCCGAGUACCACGAAAAGUUCCGCAUCAAGCUGACCAAGGACUCGCCACUGAUUCUCGUCCUGUCUCAGUUGGAUGGGAGAUACUUUAAAGGCCUCCAGGGGCAGUAUAGCUUCCGCCUCCACUUCCGCCUUCAUUACGAAGAUCGGCCUGAUGCGGAGGAUUACAUUGUCCGAUCCCACGGUAAUUACUUCAUGAAGCGAUCCGUUUCUGUCGAGCUCCCAGAUCUUCCGUCUGGAAAUUACACCGUUUAUCUCAAGGUAACCGGCCAGCGUGACCAAGAGCAGCCGUCCGUGGAGGAGGUGGUCAAGAGAGAAAGCAAAGGUCGAGUCGAGAAUGAGAAGCUUGCGCAGGUGGGAUAUGCCUAUGACUUGGCACACAGCAAGGCAUGGGAGCAUAUGGACAAGGUUGCCAAGAUUCGCAAGCAGCGAGAUCAACAAAAGGCUUCCUCGUGCCGCCAGCAGGAGCGUCGCAGGCAGUGGGAGAGGCGUCACAUCAGCCGUGAAGUGACCAAGAAGCAGAAGCAGAAGAACGGCGAGAAGAAGGAGCGAAAGCGAGAGCUCAAGAAGAAGGCAGCAGAGGAGAAGCAAGCCGCUGUUGUCGAGCCCACGGUUGAGAGCAAGCAAAAGGCUGACGAUGUCGAAGAGAAGGAUUCUCUGGCCGCUUCAAUCGAUGCCAUCGAUGUCGGCAAGAUUUCACUCAACGACGAUGGCUCUGAUUCUGACUCUAGCGGUUCACCCACAGACACUCCAAAGUCAGAGGAAGCCAGCAUCUUCCCUUCGGAUGAGAAGAAGGAAGACGUGCCACCGAUUAGUGGAGCUCCUCCUGCAGCCGACGAACCCAAGCCAGUCGCCGACGCUGAGGAAAAGACAACACCAGCUGCAGAUACCGCAGCUGCGGAAGAAUCGGAUGGAGACUCAUCCGACUCUCCCGUUGAAGACUGGGAAGAGCUUUAUAGCAGCGAUGAUUACACCCGCAAGCCCAGACAGUUCCCGUAUCCCAGCCCUGCAGCGCGGGACGACUACGAUACGGAGGAGGAGAAGAUGCCGGCACCGUGGAAUGCUGUUUGCAUUGUUGGCAUUCGUGUCUAUUCCAAAGACUCUGAGCUGGAGCUGUUGACUGUAAUGGAAGGUGGUGAGCUUGACGGCAUGGGCCUGAAGGGCCAGGCUGAUCUUGAUAAUGCGCAGAAUAAUGCCGGCGGUGUUGGACUUGGAGAGGAGAAUGGAGGAAGCAAUGGUCUUUUGUUAAAGUGA
This is a messenger RNA of Trichoderma virens Gv29-8, 2655 nucleotides long. RefSeq lists its product as uncharacterized. Gene Ontology annotation, biological process: proteolysis. NCBI's taxonomy places the organism in Eukaryota, Fungi, Ascomycota, Sordariomycetes, Hypocreales, Hypocreaceae. Gene Ontology annotation, cellular component: cytoplasm. The transcript is spliced from 3 exons. The record is from RefSeq and is a predicted model, not a curated record. Gene Ontology annotation, molecular function: calcium-dependent cysteine-type endopeptidase activity. The coding region runs from base 1 to 2655 and encodes 884 amino acids.